AUGAAAUUUUUGAUACUUUUUGUAAUAAUUGGAAGUUCUGAAGUUUGGAAACUUUAUAAUGCUGAACGAAUUCUUUCCUACACUUCAAUAUCUUGUGCAGGAUCCAAUAAAACUAUUUUGAUUUCAGAAUGUUAUGUUAAGCCUGUCUCAAAACAACAAUCAGGACUUAAUGUUGUGUUAGAUUUCAUCAAAACAGUUAAUUCAGCUAAGCUUUCUUACGACUUCAGUGUUAAAAUAGGAAAACGUUUUGUGUCGCUAAUAAAUGGUGACAAUAUUGAUAUUUGCAGCUUUCUCAGUGGAACAAGUAACACAACUUCAAUUAAAUAUGCUAUGAAUUUGGUAAAACACGCUUUACCAAAAGGAUCACUUCAUCCAUGUCCAUUGCUUGGUCAUCACGAAUUGUUAAACAUUACAGUUGGUAGACCAGGCUCUAAUUUAGUACUUCCCGGGACCACAUACAAGUUGUACUUUUGGUUUUACAACGAAAAUGAUCGAAACAUUACAACAAUCAACAUAACUUUAAAUUCUGUAAAUAUCACAAAUUAG
Molecule: messenger RNA, 546 nt
Organism: Clunio marinus
Lineage: Eukaryota; Metazoa; Arthropoda; Insecta; Diptera; Chironomidae
Source: the annotation of a GenBank genome assembly